UCCUAAAAAUCAAAGCUUGAAACUUGAAAGUUGAAAACUUGAAACCCUCAAGUCCCAACCAAAGUUGCAACUGACACAGUAACCAAGAUUGCAUUUUUUUACCCCCUUCUUCCUUCUCCAGCAUCAUCAAACAUCACAACACAAACCUCAAAUGCCUACUACCACCACCACUUUUUCUUGCUUCCUCUUCACCUUCCUCAUCACCACUUCCACCAUGGCUUCUAUGGUUGGAGCUGUGGGGGUGAACUGGGGCACCAUGGCUUCUCACCCACUUCCACCCCACAAGGUGGUGAAGCUCUUGAAGUCCAACAGCAUCAACAAAGUCAAGCUCUUUGAUGCCAACUCUGAUGUUCUUCAGGCCCUUUCUGGCUCCAACAUUGCUGUUACUGUGGGUGUUCCCAACACUUUGCUCAGAAGCUUGAACUCUUCUAAGAAGGGUGCUGAUAGCUGGGUCCAUGAUAAUGUUACCCGCUACAUGCCUAAUGGGGGCACUGUUACUCGAAUCGAAUAUGUUGCUGUUGGUGAUGAGCCAUUUCUUAAAAGCUAUGGUGAACAAUUUCAUCCCUUCCUAAUUGGAGCUGCUAUGAACAUUCAAGCAGCUCUAAAAAAAGCAAAAUUGGACAGCAAAGUGAAAGUUGUAGUUCCAUGCAGCUUUGACAGUUUUGAGUCAGGAUUUAACCUGUCCUCGGGAGUAAAUUUCAGGCCUGACCUCAACAAAACCAUGAUUGAGCUCCUUGCAUUUCUUGAUAAGCAUGGAUCACCUUUCUUUGUGACCAUUUCUCCGUUCAUAACCCACCUUCAAACCAAAAACAUUUCGCUGGACUUCUCCCUCUUCAAAGAAACUGCACGCCCUCAUAAUCUUAGCCAUAAAACAUACAAAAACAGCUUUGACUUGAGCUAUGAUACAGUGGCUACUGUAUUAUCAACAGCGGGAUAUCCUAAUAUGGACAUUGUCGUGGCGAAGAUUGGUUGGCCAACAGAUGGAGCUGCCAAUGCAAGCUCAUACCUUGCAGAAACCUUCAUUAAAGGCCUUAUAAACCACCUUCAUAGUAACUUGGGGACACCACUUAAGCCACACAAGCCACCACUUGAAACAUACAUUUUGAGCCUUCUUGAUGAGGACCAAAGGAGUAUUACUUCUGGAAACUUUGAAAGGCAUUGGGGUUUGUUCACUUUCGACGGCCAAGCAAAGUACCAUGUGGAUCUUGGCCAAGGUUCAAAGAGCCUCGUGAAUGCUCAAAAUGUGGAGUAUCUGUCUUCUAAGUGGUGUGUUGUGAACAACAAUAAGGACUUGUCAAAUGCAACUGCCAGUGCUUUAGAGGCUUGUGCAAAUGCUGAUUGUACUGCAUUGUCUCCUGGUGGAUCUUGCUUUAACAUCAGCUGGCCUAGUAACAUAUCAUAUGCUUUUAAUAGUUACUAUCAGCAGCAUGACCAGAGAGCGGAAAGCUGUGACUUUGGAGGUCUAGGUUUGAUCACUACUGUUGAUCCAUCCAUGGAUCGUUGCAGGUUUCCUAUUGAGAUUCGCGUCUCUCACGCAGAAUUUCACAGGAUGUGUAAUUUCCUGCGGGUGAUUUUACUUGUAACAACCCUCUUGGCAUCUUUGACGGUUUGAGUUUGAGUUUGACAUAGGUAACAAUGAGG
Messenger RNA from Glycine soja, 1641 nucleotides. Its product is annotated as glucan endo-1,3-beta-glucosidase 9-like. The transcript is spliced from 2 exons. The coding region runs from base 152 to 1612 and encodes 486 amino acids. Gene Ontology annotation, biological process: carbohydrate metabolic process. The record is from RefSeq and is a predicted model, not a curated record. Gene Ontology annotation, molecular function: hydrolase activity, hydrolyzing O-glycosyl compounds. Gene Ontology annotation, cellular component: plasma membrane. Lineage: Eukaryota; Viridiplantae; Streptophyta; Magnoliopsida; Fabales; Fabaceae.